UUCGAUGAUGAUUCAUGUUUUGUCGACUUCAACUUUAAGUUUAGUUACGUUGCCUUUUAUUAACUCAUAAUUUCAAUAUAAAUCAUAUAAAAAUCAAAGAUUUUGUGAACAUCACUUUUUUGAUAUUAGCUAUUCACUAAACGCAAAAACAAAUGGCUUGCAAUGGAUGUACAAAAAGAUUCGGAUUUUUUUUAAAAGAAAUGGGAUGUCCAUCCUGCAAAUACUCAUUUUGCUCUAAAUGUUUGAGAUUUCGAAUCAAAGUUGAAGGAAAAUCCAAGGAAGUAUGCUUACGAUGUUACGAAUUAUGCAAAUCUGGAGUUGAUUUUAAUGAUAGUAAAACCCGAUCUAGCAAACCAUCGAGCACAUCGAUCUUAGAUGUACCAGUCCAAGAGAAUUCGCUGUCAAAAAACAUAAUCAACCCGCUGACGCAGCCAACGGAAACGGACAAGGAUGCUGAAAUAAAGAAGCGACUUGCUGCUUUGAAGCAAAAGGAUGGCAACGACGAUCAAUCGGAACCGGAGAUAUCGUCAGCUACCGCUGGAACUAGCCUCACCGACAUGGAAAAAAGACUAGCAGCUCUGAAAGGUAUCGAGUACAAAGACUAUACAGAAGCUAAUAAAAAGUUCCUGAUUCAGAAGGAUGGCCGAAGCGAGGAGGAACAAAUUAGGGAUAUUUUGAAACAAUUUGCAGAGGAACAGGAAAUACACCAUUCGAUGGAUAGUUAUCGUUUAGCAGCGGUAGAUGAUAUUGAACAGCGUUUGGCAGCUUUGAAGGAUACCCCAGCCGACAGUAGUUCCACUACACAAGGACCAAAUUUGGUUAAAACUGUAGGCGAUCAAUGUUUGCCAGAUUCAUCGGACGACGAAGGAGGAGAGAGGGAUGUGGAAGCGGCGAAAAACCUAGCAGCUCGAUUCAUGGAAGAAGCAGCCAUUGAUGCCAAAAAGCACCCGAUGGAUGAUGAUGAUUUAAACGAUCUCGAAAUUCCAACUCCAUUGGAUCCGUCCGAAACAGAGGAGCUGCCAUGGUGCACAAUUUGCAACGAGGAUGCUGCUAUCCGUUGUGUUAGCUGCGGAGGCGAUUUGUUCUGUCGAGGUUGCUUCAAGGAGUGCCACGACGACGACGAAGACUACCGAAAACAUGAAACUAAAGCGUUUAAGGCUAUUGUUGAUAAAAAUAAAUCCUAAUUUUGUGUUAGAUUU
Messenger RNA from Armigeres subalbatus, 1199 nucleotides. RefSeq names its product abscission/NoCut checkpoint regulator. Bases 153 to 1184 code for a protein of 343 amino acids. Gene Ontology annotation, molecular function: phosphatidylinositol-3-phosphate binding. Gene Ontology annotation, cellular component: midbody; cleavage furrow; centrosome. The record is from RefSeq and is a predicted model, not a curated record. The transcript is spliced from 3 exons. Lineage: Eukaryota; Metazoa; Arthropoda; Insecta; Diptera; Culicidae. Gene Ontology annotation, biological process: abscission; mitotic cytokinesis checkpoint signaling.